Molecule: messenger RNA, 2808 nt
Organism: Astyanax mexicanus (Mexican tetra)
Lineage: Eukaryota; Metazoa; Chordata; Actinopteri; Characiformes; Acestrorhamphidae
Gene: foxd2
Product: forkhead box D2
Exons: 1
Coding region: 95-1321 (408 amino acids)
Biological process (GO): regulation of transcription by RNA polymerase II; anatomical structure morphogenesis; cell differentiation
Molecular function (GO): RNA polymerase II cis-regulatory region sequence-specific DNA binding; DNA-binding transcription factor activity, RNA polymerase II-specific
Source: RefSeq, a predicted model, not a curated record
GGGGUGGGAGGGGGCAAGCCAAAAAAAAGCUACACUCGCGCCCAAGAGGCUGGACACGGAGCGCGAGAGCGUGCUAAGAAGAGACUGUCCGAGGAUGACUCUGGGCACGGACGCGUCCGAUAGCUCGGCGCCGUCCGCGGACGACGUGGAGGACAUCGACGUGGUCGGCGGCGACGUGGCCACGACGCAGGACGCGAGGUACGCGCCGCGGCGCGCGCCCUUCAGACCGGAUUUGGACGUGGACGUGGAGGACGACGUUGACGACGACGAGGACGACGAGGUUGACCUGGACGAUGUACCUAGGCACGGGGUGCCAAACCAAGACGGCAGCGACGAGGGAUUGGUCGUGGACGUCAGUGGCGGCGCGCAAAGUCCAGGCGACUCCGUGGCCACUGUCCCCACGGACAAGUCGUCCAAAAACGCGCUUGUGAAGCCGCCGUACUCGUACAUCGCCCUGAUCACCAUGGCCAUCCUGCAAAGCCCCAAGAAGCGCCUCACGCUCAGCGAGAUCUGCGAGUUUAUCAGUGGACGCUUCCCAUACUACCGCGAGAAGUUUCCCGCGUGGCAGAACUCCAUCCGUCACAACCUGUCUCUCAACGACUGCUUCGUGAAGAUCCCACGCGAACCGGGUAACCCCGGAAAGGGCAACUAUUGGACGCUGGACCCCGAGUCUGCGGACAUGUUCGACAACGGCAGCUUCCUUCGGCGCCGCAAGCGUUUCAAGCGCCACCAGGGCGGCGACAUCCUGCGGGACACUGGAGGCUUCCUCCCGGGAUUUUACCCCCCUUACGGCUACGGCUACGGCCUCCAUUUGCAAACCUUGCACGUGCCCCCUCCUCAUCACCAUCACCCUCACCACCCUCACCAUCCUCACCACCAUCACCACCCUUACCAUCCAGCCCACACUGGGGCAACUUUCCCGUUCCAAGGCGGGCCGUGCGCCCUCGCUACGCCAACGUCCGUUUUCUCGCCACCUCCUCCACCACCACCUCCACCACUGUCUUCAUCGACUUCAUCCCUUCUCGGGGCAGAUCUGAGGAAGCCCUUCUACCCCGAGACAGGGGUGGUGGCACGAGCGCACAAGCUGGACUCUAGUGGUAAUGGGACUGGAACCGGCACUGGUACUGGUAGCGCGCCCGGGCGCCCUUCUCCAUUCUCCAUAGACAACAUCAUUGGUGCCGCGCCUCCGCCAUCCUACAGCCCAAACGCGGCGGCUCAAGUGUUGGCCGUGAUCGCGCCCUCGCUCGCGCCCUCGCUUGCGCCGCCACAGCUGCGCAAUCAGACUUUCUCCAGCAAGAACCUGAACGGCUGCCACUUCUGACUGGACUUGAACUUGAAGCAGCCUUUUUUUAUUGUUUAGAGAAAAGACAGACAAAACUCGUUUCAUAAGGUAGGAUUGACAUUUCGUGUUUUGAUUUUGGGAUAAAGUCUCAGUUUAUUCUCUUCUGAGGGUGGGGGAUAAUGGAUUGAGGGGCACAGUAUUGCUGGAUUCUGAUAUUAUGGGACGUCAGGUAAUGUAGAAAAUACAAAUGUUUUAAAAAUGCCAACUUUACAGUAAAAGGAUAAGGUUUAUUUAAAAAAUAUAUAUUAUUCGGAGCAUUUAUUUUGGUCGAUUCGUCGUGAAAAUGUGCACCAUAUAAAGAAAGCAAAAGUACAUAGAAUGACAAAAAAAUGUGUAGUCACGUCAGAUCCAUUCUGAGUUUGUUCAAUAAAUAGUUCAAUAGACUUAACAAAUGGAAAAACAGAUAGGUGCUAUUGCUUAAACAUACCAUUAUCUGUUUUCAUUUUGUAAACGAACUACUCAUAUUAUAGUAACCAAAUACUUUUGAUUUAAAUAUUUUUUAUUUUACAUUUUAGAAAGUAAAUUAAAAUAAUAAUUUUGAACAUUGAAGAAAAACUCAAGGCGACCUUUAAAACGAAAUUCAAUCUAAAUUCAGUAAGAGCAUUCCGGGGUUACUGACACUUAAUAAACAAAGCCUUGUUUGUUCAAAGUAAAUGCACUUAAUUAUUUCUUUCUACAUAGACAAAAAGUAAAACUAAAAAAUCUUGAAAUGCAAAACGCAUUUUAUUUUACUGUGGGAAAAUUAAAAUCAAAGUAAACUAUUGAAACUGAUGUCCCAUAAUAUCUGAUUUACCCCGCAAAUAAUUAGGUUAUAUUUAUGAACUGUAAAUAUGUACAAUAGAAACAUCUCGAAGGCACACAAUGUAAGAUCAUUAUAAAAACAGUUUGAGGUUAAAAGGUUAAAAUUUCACCCUCCAGAAUAUUGGACAAGAAACACGCCCCCAUCCAUUUCGCUCGUUGUCCUGGAACCCCUGUCCGUGGGCUUUAAUGAAGAUUGUCAUUGCUAUUGUAAUGGUUUAUAUAUAUAUAUAUAUAUUUAGGUGAGUGAGUUUGUGAAAAGCACUGUACAAUAAUAAUAAUGAUGAUUAUAAUAAUGAUAAAAAAUAAUAACAGCAGCGAGAGCGAAAACUCAGGUUGAACUCGUUUCUAUGAAGAAGCACAUGGUUGGAGAGUUGGACAGUGGGGUUGUAAAUAGAUCACCCAGGCUGACUCCCACUGCCCUCCCAACACGUGGCUGUGGUGGUGAAUUUAGAGUUAUUUUUAUGUUUAUUUUAUGUGGCGUUGAUGUAAAUCGCAUUACCUCUCAUUUUGUUCUGUGCAUACAGUCUUAUUAUUAUUAUUAUUUACAUUGAAAAUAAUCUGUGAAGAGAAUGUUGUUCUAUGUGUAAAGACGGAUACAACCCGUCAUGUCCAUAGGUCAUUUUGUUGUAAUGAUAAGAAAAUAAAUGUUUUGUGAAUUUGAAAAA